ACAGGCACACUCGCUCUAUCACGCUCAGUACGCUCUUAUUUGUUGUCAAGUACUCAACGUAUUUAUAAUUUACUUUUUUACUCCACACUCAAUUCAAUGUUUUUUUAUUUAUACAUAAGUAAACAAUAACAAUUGCCAGUAAUUUUUAAAUGUUUUAUUAAUUAAUUUUUUUCUCUCACAAUCAGUAAUUAGUUCGUUUAAUUUUUUUUAAUUGACAUAAAAUAUUUUUUAAUUGUUUACAUUUUUUAAAACAAUGACUACACGAAUUUCUCUUGCCACAAUGACUGAUCUCAAUAUAUAUAAAUGCUAAUUAGUAAAAAAAAAGUAAUAAUGAAUCUAUGGGUAGUAAAAAUAAAAAAAAUACUUAGAUGACAAGUAAAUUGAAUGAAUAUUUACUUAAAUAAAAUUAGAUGUCGCAAGAGCAGAUAAAAAAAAAUAAUCAAAAAAUGAUUGUCACUUAUUAUGAUAAUUAUUUAAUUAUAUUUUGAUAAUUAGCUUGUGAUUACAACUGAUAUUAACUUAUCAAGUGAUAAAUGAUUAAAUAUAUGAAUGUAUAUAUGUAGUUAAUAGUAAAUUAAUAAAUUUGAAAGUUAGAGAAUUUACUUAGAAAAAAAAAAAUGGAAUGUCUAUCUUGUGUUAAAUUACUACGUUUACCUGAGCGUAAACGUAAAUUAAGAGUUGAUGAUGACUUGGAGACUGUAAUUGAACGUACAGAGAGAUGGAGAAGUAUUUAUGUCAUAUAUUUUACUAUGUUUUUAAUGUCACUAGCAUUCAGUAUUGUUUUAACUGGAGUUUGGCCAUAUUUAGAUAAGUUAGAUCCUAGUGUAAAAAAAGAAUUUAUCGGAUAUGUAGUAGCUGCAAAUCCAUUUGGUCAAAUGAUAUUUUCACCAGUAAUUGGUUGGUGGGGAAAUAAACGUGGAUCUGUAAGGUUACCAUUAUUAUUAACAUUAGCACUAUUUGUUAUUGCAUCAGUUAUUUAUAGUACACUGGAAUUAAUUCCUGGAGAUAAAAAAACCUGGAUGGUUGCUGCCCGUUUUAUAGUUGGGGUCAGUUCAGCAAAUAUUGCGGUAGCGAGAUCAUAUUUGUCAGCAGCAACGAAAUUAUCUGAAAGAACGAAAGCCGUAUCAAUGGUCUCAUUAGCUCAGGUACUAGGAUUUGUAGUCGGUCCAGGCUUACAAGCAGCAGUCACUCCAUUGGGAGAUGCAGGAUUCAAUAUUUUCGGACUACCUUUCAAUAUGUACACAAUGGCUGGUUGGAUAAACGUAUUUUUCGGAUUAUUGAAUUUAAUUUUUAUAUUACCAUGGAAUUUUAAAGAACACAAAAUAGCUGCACGCGAAGCCAUGAGAGAUCAAGGAAAAUCUUCUGAAAAAGAAGCAUGGAAAGCAAUAAAACCAGAUUAUGUAGCAGCUUGGACAUUAAUUUCUGCUUUUAUAAUAUUAGUUUUUAAUUUUGUGUUAUUAGAAACUCUUGGCACUCCGCUGACAAUGGAUCAAUUUGCAUGGACUAAAAAAGAGUCACUUUAUUACAUGGGAAUAGUAAUGAGUGUUGGUGCCGUAAUAGCUUGUGUUGUUUUCGUGAUUAUUGAACCUCUGUGCAAAAGAUUCGAUGAAAGGAGAGUCAUGUUAUGGGGUGGAUUUUUGUUCAUGGUAGUUGGACGAAUUAUUUGUAUACCAUGGGGUAAUACUGAUCCACCACUCAUUGCUGAAAGAGAAUUAAUAACCAAUGCGAGCCUAUCACCGAACGCUACAGAAGUAGUAGGAUGUCCAAGUGAUCAAGAAUGGUGCCGCUACACACCAGCAAUGACGAUAACCCAAUUUAUAAUUGGUUAUGGCUUUACAACCAUCGGCUACCCAGUCGGCGUUACUUUAGUACAAACGAUAUUCACAAAAGUCCUAGGGCCUCGGCCACAAGGUCUCUGGAUGGGCAUAAUGACCGGCGCAGGUUGUGCAGCCCGUGUUUUAGGUCCCGUAUUCGUUGGCUUCAUUUACACUCGCUGGGGUACUUAUCACACAUUUGGUAUCACUGGAUUGACUCUGGUAGUCGCCAUGAUCUGGUUACAAAUCGUCAACAAACGGUUGAUCACUAAGUCGACCUAUCAAGAAGUGGCAGUAUCUCCAGAAGCCGAGAGUCCUAAGGAAGUCGAAAUGCAGGCCAUGGCGGAAAAUAUGUCCGAGCGCCAUCUGUCUGAGAAGCCAGGUAGUUUAAAUGAUGUGAGCGUUCAAAAUGGAGGAGUGAAGGACGAAUUGAAAGCAUUCAUCAGCGAUAAAAAUGAUAAUGACUGAGUUGGUGCACAAAUAAAUAAACUUUAUAGAGAUUAUAUUUUAAAUUGUAAUUGAUUUUGUUAAUUGAAGAUGAGUUUAUUUUAUAUACCAUGAAAUUUUGACUGAAUUUAAUAAAUAUUUUUAUUAACAAA
Messenger RNA from Microplitis mediator, 2413 nucleotides. It is a transcript of the gene Cln7, whose product is annotated as major facilitator superfamily domain-containing protein 8. NCBI's taxonomy places the organism in Eukaryota, Metazoa, Arthropoda, Insecta, Hymenoptera, Braconidae. The record is from RefSeq and is a predicted model, not a curated record. The coding region runs from base 618 to 2282 and encodes 554 amino acids. Gene Ontology annotation, molecular function: transmembrane transporter activity. The transcript has 10 exons. Gene Ontology annotation, cellular component: lysosomal membrane. Gene Ontology annotation, biological process: transmembrane transport.